AUGUCGUCCUCCGCCGCGUCCGCGCCGCCGCCGCAACAAACGCCGCCGCCGCCGUACGGGUUCAGCAGCGCGUUCGACAGCGGCAACGGCGAGCUCGUGUCCGCGACCGCGGACGUCCUCACCGUGAGGAUGACCGAGGAGCCGUUCACGGAGGCGGACGGGCGGCGCCACUUCCAGUGGUUCCACUUCCGCGUCACCGGCAACCGCGGGAAUAACCUCGCGAUCGUCAUCGCGAACGCGGGGGAGUCGUCCUACCCGGACGGCUGGGACGGCUACAAGGCGUUCAUCUCCGCGGACAGGAAGACGUGGACGCGCGUCCAGGAGACGUCGUACGACGGCGCGGCGCUCACGAUCCGGCUCUCGCCGACGCCGUCCGAUUGCGUCCACCUCGCGUACUUCGUCCCGUACGCGCACGAGAAGCACCUGGACCUCGUCGCGCGCGCGUGCGCGUCCGCCGCGCCAGGUCCGAUCGUGACGCACGAGACGCUGGGACUCACGCUCGACGGCCGCGCGAUCGACGCGCUUCGGUUCGGCGAGCCCGGGGUCUGGACGCCGGAGCCGCGCGCCGCGGGGCUGUCGCCGGCGGACGCCGCCGCAGUCGUCGCGUCGACGGCGUCGGCGCCGGCGUGGGAGCGCGACGGCGGAGUGAAGAGGAACGUGUGGAUCAUCGCGCGGCAACACCCGGGGGAGUCCAUGGCGUCGUGGUGGAUGGAGGGGUUCGUGGGGAGGUUGUUGGACCCGGAAGACGCCGUCGCGAAGAAGGCGUUGCGACGCGCCGUCGUCCGCGUCGUGCCGUGCGUGAACCCCGACGGCGCCGCGCGCGGCUACCUGCGCGUGAACGCGUCGGGCGCGAACUUGAACCGCGAGUGGGAGACCCCGAGCUUGGAGCGCUCGCCCGAGGUGUAUCACGUUCGGAACGCGAUGGACGCGACCGGGCCGGUGGAUCUGAUGCUGGACGUCCACGGCGACGAGGCUGAGGCGCGUUCUCCUCACACUGAGGGCACGCCCGGGUGGGACGACCGCCGAGCCGGCGUGCAGAGCGAAUUCAAGCGCGCGUACGCGAGGGCGUGCCCGGACUUUCAGUGCGUGUUCCCGCUCGAGUACGGCAGCGCGCCGGCGGGGAACGUCGUCACCGCGAAGACGCAGGUGUCGGCGCGGUUCGACUGCGUCGGGAUGACGUUGGAGAUGCCGUUCAAGGACAACGUGCAGCUCGCGGGGGAGAACGGGUGGACCGCGAAGAGGAGCGAGGCGUUGGGGGCCGCGGCCGUGGACGCGCUGCUGCACGUGCUGCCGACGCUGCGUCCCGAGUGA
Messenger RNA from Micromonas pusilla CCMP1545, 1311 nucleotides. RefSeq lists its product as uncharacterized. The transcript has 2 exons. Lineage: Eukaryota; Viridiplantae; Chlorophyta; Mamiellophyceae; Mamiellales; Mamiellaceae. Gene Ontology annotation, biological process: proteolysis. The record is from RefSeq and is a predicted model, not a curated record. Gene Ontology annotation, molecular function: zinc ion binding; metallocarboxypeptidase activity. The coding region runs from base 1 to 1311 and encodes 436 amino acids.